Molecule: messenger RNA, 942 nt
Organism: Carica papaya (papaya)
Lineage: Eukaryota; Viridiplantae; Streptophyta; Magnoliopsida; Brassicales; Caricaceae
Gene: TCTP
Product: translationally controlled tumor protein
Cellular component (GO): cytoplasm
Molecular function (GO): calcium ion binding
Source: RefSeq, a predicted model, not a curated record
GGCGUCAAUCCCUCUUUUGGCCCUCUCCUGCUCUCUCAUCGCUGCGUCGCUCUCUCUUGCUAUUCUAUCUCCAGCACUUAGUUCCAUCGGUUCGAGAGAGAGAGAGAGAGAGAGAGAGAGAGAGCAAUCAUGUUGGUUUAUCAGGAUCUCCUCAACGGUGAUGAGCUUCUCUCAGACUCCUUUCCUUAUAAGGAAAUAGAGAAUGGUAUGCUGUGGGAAGUUGAGGGAAAGUGGGUUGUUCAAGGAGCAGUCAGUGUAGACAUCGGUGCAAACCCUUCUGCUGAGGGUGCUGAUGAGGAUGAGGGUGUUGAUGACCAGGCUGUUAAGGUUGUUGACAUUGUUGACACCUUCAGACUCCAGGAGCAACCUCCUUUUGACAAGAAGCAGUUUGUUGCCUAUGUGAAGAAGUACAUCAAGUUGUUGGCACUCAAACUGGAUGAGGAGAAACAGAAGAAAUUUAAGAAGAAUAUUGAGGGAGCAACCAAAUACCUGCUAUCAAAGCUCGGUGACCUCCAAUUCUUUGUGGGCGAGGGCAUGCAUGAUGAUAGCACCAUGGUGUUUGCUUACUACAAGGAAGGUGCCACUGACCCAACCUUUUUGUACUUUGCCUAUGGGUUGAAGGAGGUCAAGUGCUAAAAUUGGGGUGAAGCAGCUUUGAAGCAGAAGUGCUUGCUGUAGUUUUAGUGUUUAUUACUGCCUUCCAUCUUUAUUAUAUCAUUUUUGUUCUGUUUGACAUGAGUUUUGAACUUUUUUAAAUUAAUUGUUGUCUUCUGAUUUGAAACUUAAAUGUUUUAUGAAAUAUUAUGCUCUGGCUUGGGUUGGCGAUUACUUGCUCGGUUAUUUGUUUUGUUGCUGGAUUUUUACAGCAAGCAAAAUAUGCCCCGUUGAUGUAAUCAAGAUCAUCUUCAAUGUUCAACGAGCACCCAUAUUUAAACAAUGAAA